AUGCAGGGGACCUUCAUGGAGUGCAGAACGUAUGGCAGCAUCUCUCACUAUUUCCACAGUGGCUGUGCCUCAGUCAUCAAGGCCCAGAGCUUCUGUCCCCACUGUGGGGAGGAUGCCCCUGGGGCCCAGGAAGUCACUGUUCCCAAGCCUGUUACUGUCCCCAAACCUGAGCCCGUACUUCCUCCUGUGUCAGCUGUUUCCCCUGUGGCCCCUGUUCCUGCUGUGUCCACCAGGCCCCUCAUUCACAGGGCUAAGAAGACCACGGAGCUUGAGAGGACGCUGGACACCUACCCAACAACAGGUGAUGGAGAGGAACCAGCUAAAACGUCACUGGAGAGCAUCCUGAUGGCCCUGGAUGAGGAAAAGCCAAAGAAAGUGAAAUAUCACACGAAGCAACUGUACAUCUCUGCCCAUCAUGGGGAGCUCCAGAAAGUCAUCCAUCUGCUGGUGGAUGGAAAAGACCCAAACUACCUGAUGGACAAUCAGAACAAGAGGACCGCUCUACAUGCUGCAGCAGAUGAAGGACACCAGGAGAUCUGUCACAUGCUUGUCCAGGCUGGAGCUAACCUGGACAUGUUUGAUGAGGAGCAGAGAACCCCCCUGAUGGACGCCUGUGACAACAACCAUCUGGACACGGUCAAGUACCUGCUGAGGGCCGGGUCAGCGGUCAGCUAUAAGGGUAUCAAGGGCUCCACCUGUCUGCAUUUGGCAGCUAAACUGGGACAUUACUCCAUAGUGGAUAAUCUCCUGUCCAAGGAAUCCAAACAGGUCAACUGUCAGGAUGACGGUGGGUGGACCCCUAUCACCUGGGCUAUAGAGUACAAGCACACAGAGCUGGUCCAACUGCUGCUCUCCAUAGGGGCUGAUGUUAACAUCCGAGAAAAGGAGGAGAACUUUGGCCUCCACUGGGCAGCCCUGUCUGGCUCCGAUGACAUCGCUCAGAUCCUGCUUGAUGCCAGAUGUGACCUCCAUGCAGUCAACGUCCAUGGGGACUCACCUCUACACAUCGCUGUCAGGGAGAACCAACUGGAAUGUGUGACACUGCUUCUGUCCAGAGGAGCAGACGUGAACCUAAGGAACAGAGAGGGGGAGACUCCUCUGGACUGCUGUAUAUACAACUCCAAGGUGUGGGCGGUCCUGAACACCAAUAAGAAGCUGACAGAUGCUAGGAGAGGCAGGGACAGUCAUGGAGAGAAGGUCCUUAGCAGGGACAUCUCUCAGGGGUAUAAGGCAAUCCCCAUCACCUGUGUGAACGGCGUGGACAGUGACUCCUGUCCUGAUAACUACAAAUACAUCCCUGACAGCUGUGUCACCUCCCCAAUCAAUAUAGACAAGGACAUCACUCACUUACAGCAUUGCGUAUGUACAGAUGACUGCUCUUCAAACACCUGCAUGUGUGCCCAGCUAAGCCUGCGCUGUUGGUAUGACAAAGAGGGGCUUCUGCCUGGUGGUUCAGAAUGGAUUCUGGUGGGUGAUGUGCACUGUAUUGAUGCGCGACUCUUUGGCAACAUUGGCCGGUUUAUAAACCACCUGUGUGAACCUAACCUGCUAGCAGCCCGAGUGUUCACCAUGCACCAGGACCUGCGCUUCCCACGCAUUGCCUUCUUCUCCAGCAAGCCCAUUCAGUCAGGUGAUCAGAUUGGGUUUGAUUACGGUGAUCACUUCUGGAAGGUCAAGAGCAAGUAUUACAACUGCUAA
Coregonus clupeaformis (lake whitefish) is the source of this 1698-nucleotide messenger RNA. Its product is annotated as histone-lysine N-methyltransferase EHMT1-like. NCBI's taxonomy places the organism in Eukaryota, Metazoa, Chordata, Actinopteri, Salmoniformes, Salmonidae. The coding region runs from base 1 to 1698 and encodes 565 amino acids. Gene Ontology annotation, molecular function: p53 binding; zinc ion binding; histone methyltransferase activity. Gene Ontology annotation, cellular component: nucleus. The record is from RefSeq and is a predicted model, not a curated record. The transcript is spliced from 14 exons.